This is a messenger RNA of Elaeis guineensis (African oil palm), 1064 nucleotides long. Its product is annotated as jacalin-related lectin 19. The record is from RefSeq and is a predicted model, not a curated record. NCBI's taxonomy places the organism in Eukaryota, Viridiplantae, Streptophyta, Magnoliopsida, Arecales, Arecaceae. Gene Ontology annotation, molecular function: carbohydrate binding.
AGAUGAUGCCGGGACCUCAUAAAAAGCAAGCUACAAGGCUGCUCUCUCUAUAUAAGCUCAAAUUUCUUUUCAUUUUUCAAGCUAACAUGGUUUUCUUUGACAUCCACACAAAGAGCUAGUAUAGCAAUAUUACUUUUAGUUCCUGGCUGAAAAGGAGAACAUCUUCAGAUGUCUAUUAUAAAUACAUCCGCACCCGGCAAUGAGUUUCUUAUUAAGCUUGGUGCCCGAGGGAAUCUUUCAUUUGGAGUCGAGAAUUGGGAUGAGGUGUUCAAUGGUAAGCUCAGGCAAAUUCUAAUCUCACAUGGAGAUGCCAUCAACUCCAUCCAAGUGUCAUACAGUACUACCCCAGGAGAGAGAUUAGUUCUUGCUCAUAAGCAUGGGGGAGAUGGAGAUGAAUUUGAUUGCGUUAAUUUAGAGUCAUGGGAGAGUCUUACCAUGGUGAAGGGAUACUAUGGGCCUGUCAGGAGAAAUGAUCCAAGUGUUGUACGAUCACUCACUUUUGGCACCAAUGGAGCCACAUAUGGACCCUUUGGCACCGAGGAGGGGAUACCCUUUUGUUUCCAUAUUCCUUCUGGUGUUAGUUUUGGGGGCUUCCAUGGGUGUUCGGAUGGCCGUUAUCUUCAUGCGAUUGGCAUAUAUAUCAAGUCCACGGCUAGACAUCAUCUUGGGCCAAAACCUGAACGAGUUUACUUUGGACGCUCUGUUCAUUCGGUGGAGUAAGUGUAGAAAGCUGCAAGUUUUACUGAUAUUUUUCUCGUGCGUCGCAUCCCAUGGUUGUCAAUGCCCUUCAGCCAAAGCGUUGAGCAUGGAUCUGCUAACGUGAUGACCAUAUCCGGGUUCGACUGCUGCAUGCACAACAAAUCUUGAUGUAAACUUCUUGACGUACCGAGUUCAUUGCAUCCCAUGAUGAUAGAUUCAUGGAAAUAAAUUUCCUUUUGAUGUAAUUAUUUGAGGACUUCUUCCACUUUGGAAAAGCGCUCACAAUUGAUAUUGCACUUUGUUUUUGCUACUUCCAUAAUGUAUCUGGUCGAGAACAACAAAAGAGUUUCACCAUAUGGGCUUAC